ACCGUAGGAGAUGAAUUUAAGUUUCUUUGACUUGUUACCGUGACUUGUCUCGGGCAGGGGAAAGGGCCAUCGGUGCUAUCGCUGUCGUUAAGCCGGGUGACUGCCGCUGAAACCUGAUCCAAUCACUAGGCCUCUGGCCAGGGUGUUGCUAGAACAUAACAAGCCAACCAGUUCCUGAUCAGCAAGCAAGACCCAAUAAAGCCAGUCACCGGCUAUCGCUCGUGGCCGCCGUCGUCAUGGAUCGGUAAUUUGUGUUUACUUCCUCUUCCCAAACUACGCACCCGGGGGCCGUCCCUGGCAAUAUCAGUCAGAGUAGUACAUAAAAAGUGUUCCACUGAUAGCGAGGGCUCCUCGUGGCGUGGCGUAACGCACAAUCACCAUAGCUGUCUGCGGCCCGGAUGCUGGACAUCUUCGGGGAUCAUCGACUGGAAGCCGGUCGUGCCCCGCCCGGAUCGUGACACAGAAAGUGAGAAAACAGCAAUGAAUCGAUCAACGCUCGACUUUAUUUCGGUCUUUCUGGCCGAACUCAUCGGGACCGGGCUGCUGGUGAUGCUCGGAUGCAUGGGAUGCGUCUCCGGACUGGGCCACACGCCGUCCCACUUUGAGCUGUGCAUCAACUUCGGUCUCGUGGUGAUGAUCAUCGUGCAGGUGUUUGGCUGCGUAUCCGGUGCCCACCUGAACCCUGCCGUCACAGCCGGAGCCUGGGUCUACGAGCUGGUGUCAACGAAGAUGGCCCUGGCGUACGCUGUCGCGCAGUGUAUCGGUGGCUUCAUGGGUUACGGCGUCCUCAAGAUACUUACCCCGGCGGCAGUGUUCGAUGUCGCCAAAGAGAACGGAGCAGGGUUCUGCGUGACGCAGCCGAACGGUCUCAUCAGCCACCUGCAGGCGACCGGCAUCGAGUUUGUGGCCACGAUGGUACUCAUCCUGGUGUGCUGCGGUGUCUGGGAUCCGCGCAACGCCAAACAUCACGAUUCCGUGGCACUGAAGUUCGGUUUCACUAUCGGAGCGCUGGCCGUGGCGGCGGGUCCCUACACCGGCGCCAGCAUGAACCCGGCCCGUUCGCUCGGUCCCGUCCUGUGGAACGGUGACUACAAUGCCCACUGGAUCUACUGGGUCGGCCCGCUGAGUGCUGCCUUCUUGACCGCGUUCGCCUACAAGGCCGUCUUCCGGCGGGAAGUCGUGGUGGAACCGCUGAACCACGAGCUAAGCGCUCUUAACACGGAAAAAUAAAACCCCUGGGGCAGCUGCCAUCCGAGCAUGCCGCGCACAUCAUAUACUCUCUCCUCAGUAGACACAGAAGCAAUCUUACUCCAGAGCAGCUGAACCUUAAGAUACGUCGCUGGUGGCAUGCCGCGCACGAUGUAAACUCAAUAUGGAUUGUCUAGUUUUAUAAGACCAGCCCCUAAGACCAAUAAACGCUACUAAGAUAAGCCUGUACCAAA
This is a messenger RNA of Anopheles bellator, 1442 nucleotides long. RefSeq names its product aquaporin-like. Gene Ontology annotation, molecular function: water channel activity. Bases 481 to 1230 code for a protein of 249 amino acids. Gene Ontology annotation, biological process: transmembrane transport. Gene Ontology annotation, cellular component: plasma membrane. The transcript is spliced from 4 exons. Lineage: Eukaryota; Metazoa; Arthropoda; Insecta; Diptera; Culicidae. The record is from RefSeq and is a predicted model, not a curated record.